UUGGAGUGACUAGUAGGUGAAGCUAUCAGAGGUACAGUUGAGACUACAAGAAAAAUGGAUGUACUCUUCAUUCUGACUGCAAUUCUACUUUUUGGAACAUCUGAUUCUACAAAAGGAGAGUCAGCAGCCAAAUCAGAGAUAACGUGGCAUGAUAUCCUUGCCCUACUCAGAAAAGAUGUGGUGUCAGAUCCCCAGGAAGAGAAGGCGCAGUCCACCAAGGCACAUGGUCAUCACACCAAAAAUAUUGUCACAGACAUAAUGGAGGGGCUUCAUACUCUUGGUCUAUUCCCCAAAAAGAGUCUGAAUCUCCAACGCUUGAUCUCCAACUCUGGUCGGCCACUGGAGAAGAACAGGCUUUCUGGAUUCCUCUACAAUAUAUCAAUGUAUAUGCAAGGGGCUGGGGGAGAGUCCAGUCCAGUACCUGAUCCAAAUCUCUCAAUUGAAGGUGGACAACAGUUCUGGGGUAAUCUAUUGCAGUCCUUUCUCAAUGUGGGCGGAAGUAUUUUAGAAACUCCAAACAGGAAGGAGCCACUUAGGCCAAAGUUCAAGAUCCACAAUAUGUUUGUCUCUCUCAGAGGGAGUCAGCACUAUGAUGGGAUUUUGAGCAUACUCCAGAUUUUGAUAAACUUUUUAGAGCGGCAGCAAAAUCACCCUCUUUUCAAUUUCCUGUGGCAAAACUGGGAUAUGAUUGGCACGCUGCUGGAGACCAUUUUUCAGACAUUGCUAAAUGGAAGUUAUGGACAUGGUAGUACUGGACUGCAAAGCAUUUUCUGUGCUUUGACUGGGCACACAGAUUGUGGCUUUAACCUUGAUUGGUUGCAACAGCUUUAUCGUUAUUUAGAAGCAAAGAACUGGAAGCCUGUUGUCAAUUUCCACCCAGGAAAUGGAGGGAUAGGAAACCUUAAUGGAGGAAUACAGUCCAUUGGGCGUUUCAAACCGUUCAGUGUACUUCCUGAAGCUCUUAAGGAAGAGGGUGGAGUAAAUAAUCAGACACAAACUGAAUCUGAGCACCUGGCCUCAAUGCCAUCUCUCCUCCUCCAUGCAUUCUCACGCUCCAAUGAAAUAGAAAAGUCAGAGCCUGCUAUCGAAGCCAGUUCAGUCUUAUGGCAGGGACUGGAUGGCCUACGCCAGGGACUUUUUCAGAGAAUGGGCAGUUCAGUAUAUGUGGGUCUCAAGAGGAAGGUGUCAAGAAUUACUAGAUCUUUACUCGAUGAUGUGACCACUCUUGUGAGAAUUCCACAACCUGACCAAGAUGGAAAGUGCACAGUAGGUGACUUAAGGCAACUCCUGCUCUGGGGUAUCAGAAACAACAUUGACUGGAAUGCCCAAAUGCUUGGCUUCGCCUCUCAGGGGUUUCCAGCUGAACCUCCUUUUCUGUCCUGUAUGAAGCUCGGAAAAGAAUGGUCAAAGAAAAAGCAGGAGAAUCUUCGGAAGACAAGGUCAAUUGCCCCAGAGCCAGAUCUGGAGAAUAUCUGGUCUGGGACAGAUGUGACUGCAGAAGACAACUUUUUUGCAACCUCAGAGCUUUUGGAGGCUGCCUGUAAUGAGUCAAUUCCUGGCUUGACUGGAGUCUCCAACUUUACAGUCUUCCUAUACUGUAAUCUGUUUGAAGGAAAUGAUGACACUGUAGACAUGGAAGCAAGUUACCCAGGGGUUGAUCUCCAGUCCCUCUGCUCUGAUGCUGCUUGGUACCUGUCUGCUGCUGAAGCUGACUUCUUGUGGGUGACGGUAUGCAGUGAAUAUUUUGCUACAGAGUUCAACAGUACUGUGUGUGCUAACUCAUCUUUUUGGGUGGCAAGAGCUCAGAGCCAGGUUACAAUGCAGAAGGAUUUCUACUCUUUUAAUCAGACCAGCAUUGAUAACCUUUGUCAACAAAUGUCUUCUGGCCCCAAUGGAAGCUCUUUGAAAAGCACAAGUGAAAACUGUCUCAGCCGUCUGAGUACCAGAGUACUAAGUGUGCAGAACUUCAGUCAGUGUUUCUUGCCUAAUGCUUCAGCAUUGAUUGGAAAUCUCUGUGGCAAUGAGACCACCUUUGUUCCUGUAGAAGGAAGCUGGGCAUUUGAAUUCUGCAGCAAAAACUGGUACAAUUUUAUUUCUUCUGAGCUGGGCACUUGUGAUAUUCGUUAUUGGACCCCUGCAUCAUUUGAAAAUGCUACCCUCUUGAAGCACUGCUGGAACAAUAAGGGUUUUAGAAACUAUAUAUGCCACAAUGAUACUAUCUAUUACCAUCUUGCUCCAAUUCACCCUUGGAUAUUGAGGUACUGUGCAGAUCCAGAAACAAACUCUGGAGAUGAAAGAUGUUUCCUCCAAAAGAUAUUUGACUUGCUUCCAAUACCAUAUGACUUUGAAUCAUCCCAGCUCUGUCAGAACCCAGCUCCACAUCUUCUGGAGAUAUUGUACAAACUAAGCGAGUGUAAAGGGGAAGUGCAUGAACUUCAUAACUGGAUUGUAAAUGUUAAUUAUAUUCUUCGACUACUGGAUUUCAUUCUGAGCCUGCCAUCGGGAUUUGACACAGGGAAGAGGGAGGUGAGAGCACAGCUGAGUGAGGCCAUAUUGCUCUCCAGUCUCCUAGACAACACCUCUUUCUAUGGAGCAUUGAGCUCCAAUGCCUCCUUGAAUGUUCUACAGGCAGUUGGAGACUUUCUGCGAAAUGAGCGUAACGUGUCCCUGAAAGAGGAUCUUCUCAGCUGCUUCAGUCCUGUCCUCUGGGACCUUAUUCAAAAAGAAGACAAUUCAUCCUCUCUCAGAUUCCUCUUUCAGGAAUAUCUACAAAUGCCAAGGGAAAGCUUACGGUCUUUACUGAUGUCUGCUGAAAAUGAAGCAGUGAAACGAUUUCUGUCCCACAUGCAUCAAACAUGGAACCAGCUACAGGUGUCUCAGCAGGAUGAGCAGGCAAUGGAGAUGAUGACCUCAGCAUUGCUUCACAAGUUUCCUCGUGUCACCCCUGACCUCUUUGUUGACCUCUCACAGUUUAUCCCCUUCAUGUCAGUUUCUGACAUUAUGAGCUUUCCGUCACUCCUUUUGGUCAAUGAUAGUGUCCUGACAGCUAUCAGGGACCACAGCUCUGAAAUGAAACCACUACAAAAGAGAGCUUUUGUGAAGAGGCUGCUGCAGUCCAAUGUACUGGGACAAGUUCCUUUGUGGCCACCUUACUUCCUGCGAUCCCUUCAGCCGCUGUUACCUUAUUUGCCACUCUGUCACUUUCAGCAGCUGACAGCAGAACAGCUCAUUCCCUUGGUGGAAACACUGGGAAACAGCAGUUUGGACACAACAAGAGGACGCCACGUGUUGCGUACCAUAUUUGGAAAAAAGCAGAAUAUAACAGCUGAAACUGCUCAGAGACUUGGGAUCUUAUUGUGCUAUAUGAAUCCAGAAAACCUGCAAGCCCUCCUGAGAUUCCAGCCGUUUCUGAAGCGUCUGCUGUGGUGUGUGUCUCAGGGGCUCAUUAGCCCAACCAGUAGGCGGGCUCAUUCUCUGCUUCAAGCUGUCAAGUCAGUCAAUGCCAGUGAACUGACUUCCUCUCAGUUGGCGUCACUGCGUGGGAUCCUACCUCAGCUAGGAAUCUCCUUCCUGAACCAUGUACCUAUGACUCACAUCACUGAUAUACUCGCCAAGCCUGGCCUCACAGACUUCUCUCCAGCACAGGCUUUCCUGAUAUUGAAAAAAAUCAUGCAAAGUACAGAUAUCAGCAUACCACACCCUUGUCAACUGUGGCCCCUUCGGUUUGGAUUAGGCCCUGCUUUCCUGAAAAUUCUCCAACCUCCCUGGACUUCAAAUUCCUCUUGCCAGUGCUGGAAGUCACUGCUUCCUGAGCUUGGACUGGCACAAAGAGCAAUGCUAUUAGAAACACUUCAGAUCUUGAGGAAUGGUUCAGAAAAACUAAGCCCUCACAUUGACUGCCUGCUGCCAUUUGUUCCUUUGAAGGAGCUAACAGAUGAUGGAGCUGCAAUCUUCAAAAAUAUUGCUGUUUAUAAAUUUCAGCCCUGGUCAACUCAUCAGGCACAGUACCUUUUCAAGAAGAUCCUACAAACUAGCAAUAUAACCAAGGAAGUGUUUAUGAGUUUGGGAAGCAUUGCUAGAGGAAUCACCUGUAACUGGGUACGGCACUGGGCCAAUCAUUCUGACUUUGGUGAACUGCUCAUCUUCAUAACCCAAAUACCUUUGGGGAUCCAUCCAAGUCUGAAAAAAUGCAUAAUAGAGGAAAUUCAGAAGAGACCUGAGAUGGAUUUGCAACUACUGCCACCACAGUUUUCCAUAGAUUUGCCUCUGCGGAUGAUAGAGACUCUACCCAAUUCCUCGCUGGAAGCCAUCCUAGAUCACAUCUCGAGACACUUCAAUGACUUCCUGAGACUUCCUCAUUACAAGCAGAGUGUCCUAAUGGAGAGGGUCUCGUCUAUCCUGGGAGUUGUUCCAGAUCAGGAGAUUUCAGGAAUGCUGCUAGAUCUGCUAGGACCACUUUUUCCUUUUCUGGACUCUUCGCGGGUGGAGCAGGUGCAGCGUGAGGCUCUCUUACUGCGACUUGAUGAGUUCAAAGGUUACUGCCUGCCACCAGAGGCCUUGCUAGAAUUGGGGCAGCUCCUGAAAGAAGCAGCAGUGCUGGGACUAAAUUCUAGGGAACCAUCCGGCUGGACUCAGAUGCAAAUGGAGCAUGCUGGGAGACUGGUACUCUCACUGUCUUCUCAGGAGAUUUAUCAGCUGCCAAAGGAAGCAUCAGGCUUAGACACUGUGGAGCAGAUACUGGAAAGCCAACGAGACUGGGAGACGAGUAAGGUGGGACAGAACUGUGGACCCAUUGAAAAGAUGACUGAAAAGAAGAAAAGUCUUACUGCCAGGUUUGUGACAGGAACAGCAGGCAAAGGGAAAAGAGAACCCAUACCAAGCUGCUCUGACUUGAAAGGCACCUUCCCGGCAGCCUGGACUGCUGGUCAGUUUCUGGGAAUGUUAGAGCAGGAACUUUUGGACUGUUUGGAUGUGCUGGGGCAAGAUCCAGAGCUGAGUGCUGAACAACGCAAAGCCUUAUGGGACAGGCUGAAACAGUUUCAGAUGUACGUACCAUUGAGGUCAGUGAAGCCAGAACAGAUACUUCAGCUUGGGUGGAUUGUUACUCAACUAAGUGACAAAGAGCUGCAAGAGCUGGACCUUUCGCACUUGGAAAUUGUAGCAUAUAUGGGACAGUUUGAUCAGUGGACUCCAAAACAGAUGAGAGCAAUAGUCUUGAAUUACCUGAAGCGUAGUGGACAGUCAAUUGAAGACCUGGAGAUGUCAAAGCUCGUAUCAUUUGGUUUCCUUAUUUGUGGGCUGUCUCCUACCGAAAUUAGUCGACUGGACCCUAAGGCCCUCAGCAAGUCAGCUCUGUUCCUUGGAGAACUGAAUUUGGGAUGUUCUGAACUUCAGGCUGAGGCACUGACCACAAGAAUUAUGCUGUCAGAUGCCUUUGGACCAGUCAGUGAAUGGGGUCCAGAGAUUUUCAUGGAAAUUGGCACUCUUGCAGCUGGAUUACCAGAUGUGGUGUUGUCCUCCUUAAUCAGAGAACAGUUUGAAGGUUUGACCCCAGCUGCUAUUGGUCUCAUGCCCGCAAGCAAGUUUGCAGUUGUGUUCAGUCCAGUCCACCUCUCCUGGAUGACCCCAGAGCAAGCGAGAGCAGUGACCCCACAUCAGUGGGCUGAGUUAAACAGUGAACAGAGCCAAGCUGUCUCCAUGGCGCAGUAUGAGGGCGAGCUCAUUCAAGAGCAGAGAGGGAAGAGCUCCACUAUGGCCCCAUGUGAAGACAAGAUGCUGUUACUUCUCUCUUCCCUGUUUUGUAUUUUAUCUUUCCUCAGCUAAAGGUUUAAAAGCACUUGCUGUUACAGUUUCUG
Molecule: messenger RNA, 5855 nt
Organism: Erpetoichthys calabaricus (reedfish)
Lineage: Eukaryota; Metazoa; Chordata; Cladistia; Polypteriformes; Polypteridae
Product: stereocilin
Exons: 29
Coding region: 55-5823 (1922 amino acids)
Biological process (GO): cell-matrix adhesion
Cellular component (GO): cell surface; kinocilium; stereocilium tip
Source: RefSeq, a predicted model, not a curated record